Sapajus apella (tufted capuchin) is the source of this 3913-nucleotide messenger RNA. RefSeq names its product anoctamin 10 (gene ANO10). Gene Ontology annotation, cellular component: plasma membrane. The record is from RefSeq and is a predicted model, not a curated record. Bases 147 to 2039 code for a protein of 630 amino acids. Gene Ontology annotation, molecular function: chloride channel activity. Gene Ontology annotation, biological process: chloride transmembrane transport. NCBI's taxonomy places the organism in Eukaryota, Metazoa, Chordata, Mammalia, Primates, Cebidae. The transcript is spliced from 12 exons.
CACGCCCAGCCCUCGCCGGCGCCCACCCCUCAGGCCCGGCCCGCCCCCGGCACCGAGCGCUAGCUUUCCCGGCCUCCGGUUGUCGCCGGCUCUCGGGCCCGCCCCCGAAGACGUGGAGUGGUGCGGCGGGCGCAGGUUUGUCAAAGAUGAAAGUGACCUUAUCAGCUUUGGAUACUUCUGAGAGUUCUUUCAUGCCUUUGGUGGUCAUAGAAUUUGCUCAGGAUGUCAAAGAAGAAACCAAAGAAUGGCUGAAAAACAGAAUUAUAGCUCCAAAAAAAGAUGGAGGUGCUCAGUUGUUAUUUAGACCAUUGUUAAAUAAAUAUGAGCAAGAAACACUGGAAAAUAAGAACUUAUAUCUUGUUGGUGCCUCCAAGAUUAGAAUGUUAUUGGGGGCAGAAGCGGUGGGAUUGGUGAAAGAGUGCAAUGAUAACACCAUGAGAGCCUUCACAUACAGAACCAGACAGAACUUCAAAGGCUUUGAUGAUACUAAUGAUGAUUUCCUGACAAUGGCAGAAUGUCAAUUCAUUAUCAAACAUGAACUUGAAAAUCUUAGAGCUAAAGAUGAAAAAAUGAUCCCUGGCUACCCCCAGGCAAAGUUGUAUCCAGGAAAAUCAUUAUUGAGAAGAUUGCUUACAUCUGGCAUCGUGAUUCAGGUGUUUCCACUGCAUGACAAUGAAGCCCUGAAGAAGCUCGAGGACACCUGGUACACUCGGUUUGCUUUAAAGUAUCAGCCCAUAGACAGUAUUCGUGGCUACUUUGGGGAAACAAUUGCUCUGUACUUUGGAUUUUUGGAAUAUUUCACUUUUGCAUUAAUCCCCAUGGCCGUCAUUGGGUUACCUUACUACUUGUUUGUGUGGGAAGACUAUGACAAGUAUGUGAUCUUUGCCUCAUUCAACCUGAUCUGGUCCACGUUGAUUCUGGAAGUGUGGAAGCGUGGCUGUGCCAACAUGACCUACAGGUGGGGAACACUGCUCAUGAAGAGAAAGUUUGAGGAGCCCCGGCCGGGAUUUCAUGGUGUCUUGGGUAUCAAUUCCAUCACUGGGAAGGAGGAGCCUCUGUACCCCAGCUAUAAGAGACAGUUGCGCAUCUACCUGGUCUCCCUGCCAUUUGUGUGCCUCUGCCUCUAUUUCUCACUGUAUGUCAUGAUGAUUUACUUCGACUUGGAGGUUUGGGCCUUGGGUCUCCAUGAGAACAGUGGGUCUGAGUGGACCAGUGUCCUCUUGUAUGUGCCCAGCAUCAUCUAUGCCAUUGUGAUUGAGAUCAUGAAUCGUCUGUAUCGAUAUGCUGCCGAGUUUCUAACUUCAUGGGAGAAUCACAGACUGGAAUCUGCCUAUCAGAAUCAUCUAAUUCUGAAAGUUUUAGUGUUCAACUUUCUCAAUUGCUUUGCCUCACUCUUCUACAUUGCCUUUGUCUUGAAGGAUAUGAAGCUUUUGCGCCAGAGUUUGGCCACUCUCCUGAUUACUUCCCAGAUCCUCAACCAAAUUGUGGAAUCUCUACUUCCUUAUUGGCUCCAAAGGAAGCAUGGUGUGCGGGUGAAGAGGAAGGUGCAGGCUUUAAAGGUAGACAUUGAUGCUACAUUAUAUGAGCAAGUCAUUCUGGAAAAAGAAAUGGGAACUUAUUUGGGCACCUUUGAUGAUUACUUGGAGUUAUUCCUGCAGUUUGGAUAUGUGAGCCUUUUCUCCUGUGUUUACCCAUUAGCAGCUGCCUUUGCUGUGUUAAAUAACUUCACCGAAGUCAAUUCAGAUGCCUUAAAAAUGUGCAGGGUCUUCAAACGUCCAUUCUCAGAACCUUCAGCCAGUAUUGGUGUGUGGCAGUUGGCUUUUGAAACAAUGAGUGUUAUAUCUGUGGUCACGAACUGUGCUCUGAUUGGAAUGUCACCACAAGUGAAUGCCAUCUUUCCAGAGUCAAAAGCAGACCUCAUUUUGAUUGUAGUAGCGGUGGAGGAAUCUGUGUUCAUGGUAGAUGCUAUAUGUGGAAUAUGCAUUUUGGAGAAUGAUUUUAGACAGCAGCGAGUGGGAGGGAAAAGAGAAUGGCCGUGACAGAUACAAGUAGGUCUAUUUUGAAUUUUGUAAGUUGAAUAGAAUUUUGUAGAGGUAUUUGCAAGGCUGAUUUAUGACCUGUGGAAGUGAGAAAACAAGUCAGAGUUACCUUUGACAGGGAGAGACCAGCUGGCUAGGCUUAUAAUGCGCCUUCUUGAUUUAGAAUAUGGCACUUCACUUCACAGAUCUAAAAAUUUGUCUUUGCCAGUACACUCAGAGUUAAUUAGAGGCUUUUGGGACUGACUGAAACUUAAAACUCAUGAAACUUAAAAAAAGAUUAACCAGAAAGCCAGGUGGUUAAUCUACAAUAGAAAGAUACUUUGCCAGUACCAUAACAGUGGAUAUUAAAGUGAAGGUGGAUUUGGCUAUUAGAAGAUUUCUUGGUAAAUUCAGAACAAGAGCAGGAGUAGUGCAAUAUUCUGAAAGGUAUAGAAAACCUGAAAACCAUCCCUACCUCCACACAGAGCAGAGUUCGCCUGUGAGCCAGCUCUUGGUGUCCAUCCAUCGCUAGCUUCUGACCUAUGCUGGAUAAGCUCAUUACUGCCUACUUUUUGAUUUUUGCCUUUACUUUCUCUAGAUUUUUGGCUUGCUCAGUAUAUUACCAUUGACUAGCCUACUGCUUCCUUUUGUAUUUAGUGAUACCUUAGUCACAUAUUGAGGGCCUGAUUCUUACUUAAUUCGGGAGACUUACUGACUUAUAACACUGAUUGAUCUGCAGGUGGCUAAUCUCAUGUAUUACACAGUAUGGUUUUGCUAGUCAAAUCCUCAUGGAUUCACUUAAUCUGCACAUUCUAGGAGUACUUGGCUGUUGCCCUCUGGGUUCUAACCAUUAUGCCUCCUCUAUUUGUUUAUUUAUUUAUUUAGUCUUCACAUUGUAUAAAAACAGCUGUUUCAAUUGUCAUUAUCUAAACUGGCAAACUAAGAAGCAUCUAGGAAGUCUAGGAAGAAGCCAGGAAGCAUCAAGAAAGUCUCCAGGGGGAUCAUGGGGGGUUUCAGGGGCGAUCAUGGUCCUGCCAACAUCUUGAUUUUAGACUUCUAUUCUCCAGGCUACAAGACAAUGCAUUCCUGUUAUUUUAAGCAAUCUGUAAUAGUUUGUGAUAACUUUGUUCUGGCAACACUGAGAAACAAAUGCAGUUUCCUUUCUGUUAAAAUUACUUUUGUUAGCCAAUUUUUAAAAGGUCAGUCUGCUAGCAACAAAUUCUCUUAAUUUUUUCUUCAUCUGAAAACCUUUUUUUCUCUUUUAUUCUUAAGUAUAGUUUUGCUGGACAUGGAAUUCAUGGAUGAUAGUCUUUUUCUUUCAGCACAUGAAAAAUAUCUUGGUACUUCCCUCUAGUCUCCAUGGUUUCAGAUGAGAAAUAAUAGCAUUCCAAUUGGUGUUCACUUAUAGUUAAUGGGCCCUUUUUUUUCUCUGGCUGCUUUCAAGACUUGUUUCCCUCUAUCUUUAAUUUUUGAAAGUUUAAUCAUAAUAGGUCUUAGCGUAGCUUUUUGGGGGUUUAUUCUGUUUGGGGCAUACUCAGCUUCUUUGAUCUGUGGGUUUGUGUCUUUUACCAAAUUAAGGAAUUUAUAGACAUUAUUUCUUCAAGUACUCUUUCAGCCCCACUCUCUCUCUUCUCCUGGGAUUUUGAUAUGAAUCUUUGUAUGGUCUUUUGUAUUUUCCCACAGGCCCCUAAGGCUCUGUUCAAUUUUUGUCAGUCUGUUUUCUGUUAUUCACAUUAGGCAAAUUCUGUUGAUAUAUUUUCAAGUUCACUGGUUCAACAUCUUUUUAUGUCCACACUACUAUUGAGCCCAUAUACUGAAGUGUUUUUCAAAAAAUUUACUGUUACUGCAUUUUUCAGUUCUAUAAUUUUCAUUUGGUUGUUUUUAUAACUUUUUUU